Sugiyamaella lignohabitans is the source of this 357-nucleotide messenger RNA. RefSeq names its product dithiol glutaredoxin GRX2 (gene GRX2). The transcript has a single exon. Gene Ontology annotation, cellular component: cytoplasm. Gene Ontology annotation, molecular function: glutathione disulfide oxidoreductase activity. NCBI's taxonomy places the organism in Eukaryota, Fungi, Ascomycota, Dipodascomycetes, Dipodascales, Trichomonascaceae. The record is from RefSeq and is a predicted model, not a curated record. Gene Ontology annotation, biological process: cellular response to oxidative stress. Bases 1 to 357 code for a protein of 118 amino acids.
AUGUCAGCUCCUUCAACUCCUGUUAAAGCCCCCGAGGCAGAGCUUCAACAAGCGCGUGAUCUAAUUAAAAAUGAAAAGUUUUUGUUCGUAUCAAAGACGUGGUGUCCCGACUGUGUCUAUGGAAAGAAGGUAUUUUCUGAUUUGAACACCUCGCCUCCUCACCUUGUUGAGCUUGACUUAUUGGAUAAUGGCAAAGAGCUCCAAAGUGCUUUCCUUGAGAUUACUAAACAGAACACUGUCCCUAAUGUGUUUAUUGAUGGUGAACACAUUGGUACUGAAGAUGACAUAGCCAGACUUUUGGAGUCGGGAGAGCUCAAACAAAAGCUGGAGACAGCUGGAUUAAUCCCUCAGAACUAG